Cydia fagiglandana is the source of this 527-nucleotide messenger RNA. RefSeq names its product chorion class A protein Ld3/Ld29-like. The record is from RefSeq and is a predicted model, not a curated record. The transcript has 2 exons. Bases 110 to 499 code for a protein of 129 amino acids. NCBI's taxonomy places the organism in Eukaryota, Metazoa, Arthropoda, Insecta, Lepidoptera, Tortricidae.
UCACUAACCUAAUUUCUUAAUUUGAUACGAAAUGGUUGGUAUAAAUAUGGUUCAUAUGUUGGUAAAAUCAUUACAUUUCUUUUAACAAGGAAAAGUAACACAUUACACCAUGUCUCGCUUUGUCAUCUUCGCCCUCGCCCAGGCUUGCCUCGUUCAGAUGGCUCUAAGCCAACUAUGUGGUGGUAAUCAAAUCUCUUACGGAUCCCCUGGCCUUGUCGAACUCGAAAAAAUAAGCCUGAGCGCACCCAGUGCCAGCGUUAGCUACAGUGCACCUAGCAUCAGUGUGAGCGCACCUAAUAGCUACUCGCAAAGCUACAGCGCAUCGUACGGCGGCGCGGGCACCGGCAAGGUGGGCGUGUCCGGCGACAUCGGCGCGAGCGGCCAGACCGUCGUCGUUGGCUCCGUGCCCGUGCUCGGCUCCGUCGACUUCGGUGGCAAGGUGGCUGCGUCCGGCUCCGUGUCCAUCUCCGGACAGUGCGGAUGCGGAUGCAAAGCUUAAAGUAGAUUUUUUAUUACAAUAAAAUUAA